AUGACGGAAGAGAAGAAAAUAGCACCCACUCAAUCAUCAAAAAAGCGAAAAGGACUGGAUAUCGAUGCGUUGUGGAGGAAAAAACUGAAAGAUGUGGAGAAUCAUCAGUCUCCAGAUGACCAGAAGACGUUAGAGUCAGAAGGAACGUCUUCUAAAGGUUUUACACCUUCUAAAAAGGAUCCAGAAGAUGUCAAAAAAGAGUUGGGAUCACCGUCAGAGUUGGAGAAGGAGAAGGAUGAGAAAGUCACAACGCCAUCACCACCACCCAAAGAAGACACUCCGCCGGUCUCCAGAAGUACCAGAUCUUCUAGAAAAAAGACUGAAGCGGAAAAGAAGAAAAUGGAGUUGGAUGAUGUGAAACCGAAUCUCAAAUUGCUCAAAAAAGGACUUCCAUUCACUUGUCACAAUUUGGAUGAUCAGAGUGAAGAACCAGAAUCAAAAAGGUUUUCACAUCCGAAAACAGAGAACAGUGCAAUUUUCAAAAAAAAAAAAUUCCACAUCUUCUCAAUUUCCAGAAUCUUGCUAUUCAAAAUUUUGGAAAAGAUGGAAUUCCCAAAACAAAUGACAGUUUUGAAUUCUGAAGAGAAUUGUCGUCUGUUUCAAGAGUAUACUUUGAAUCAGAUCAUGCGACACAAUAUUGUGUAUAGCGAUGAGGAAGAGGAGGAGGAUGAUGAGUCGGAAAUGGAAGUGAUUCAUCAAAACGUAGACGGUGGAGACUCUAGAGACGGACAAUAUCAGUACUCGGGAUACAAUCACGCCGUCACACCAAAUGGACAAAACUAUCAAUUGUAUGGUGCCGAUACGUCGUACUCGCAGUACUAUCCGUACACCAACAAUCUUCAACAAAGUCCACAGGACACCAGUGGAGCAUACUUGGUCCCCAAUGCUGCACAGUCACCAGUCUCCAUCGAGGAUCAGGACACUCAGCUGUUGCCCAACAAUCAAAGAGCAUCUCCAGCGACGAUUGGCUGGCUAUUCGAAAACUACGAAAUUGCCGAAGGAUCCUCAUUGCCAAGAUGUCAGCUCUACGAUCAUUACAGAAAACACUGCGAAGAGCAUCGUAUGGAUCCUGUCAAUGCCGCGUCGUUCGGCAAACUCAUUCGAUCGGUAUUCCAAAAUUUGAAAACGCGCCGAUUGGGAACGCGCGGCAAUUCAAAAUACCACUACUACGGUAUCAAAAUGAAGGACAACUCGCCUCUGCACUUGGCUCCGAAUACGAUACAUCCUGAAUGCUUCGUGCCGCCAUUACAGCAAAUGGGAGUGCAGAGAAAUGGUGGAAAUCUAGGUGGAGGUGGAGGAGGCGACGUGUACGUGGAUACCAUCAAUCAGGUGGCCGCUGUCAAGUAUGUGGAUAUGAAUGGAGGACAUAGAAAGCGAUCCAAGAGAGGACACUCGUCCACGUCAAGUUCGGAUGAUAGAGACAGCGCCUCUCCUGCCCUCGGUGUUCCCACACAUCAAACCAUUGUCAACCGAACCAACGAGCUGGGCGUCUCAAUCCCGCCACAACAGAUUGGCUUCCAGCCGAAUGCCACGCCGGCGGUCCCAUACAUUUUCACGGAUCAGGACAGGAAGGGAAUGGGAAAGGCGCAAAUGCCAAAUGUUCAGUUCACCGACAAGGCUGGUCUGCUUUCGACGAUUAGCUUCCGAAAGCUCGGACUCAACGAGGGACACAUCACAAAACUGAUCGAGGAGUACGAUCGAAUGUGCUAUGACGUUUUGGCAAUGGUGAAAUCUCUGGAAUUCUCGAAAAUCGAAGAAAUGUGGUCAUCAUUCUGGUCAGGAGGCUGCGGAAUCAAGCAUGACGUCCUAACAAUGGUGGAUGUCUUGAUCCCCAAUGUCUUGCUCUCCGAGCUCUCCGCUGGAAUGACUCAGUCUUGUAGAACCUUCGGGAAGAAUAUUGACGUAUAUCUCCGAAAAGCGUUGAUCAGUGGAAAUCUGAACGAGACUUUUAUCAAGAAGAAGAUCCAAGCGAUCAAGUACAUGCAGCAGGGACUCAAGCGCUACACUUCCUUGAAUCACCUGGCGCAUGCGGCACGUGGAGUACUGCAGAAGGAUGAGCUGUGUCAGCAGAUGUAUCAGGAUUAUAUCAAAGUGGAUAUUAUGGCUGUUCAUCAACAAGCCGGAUGGAUUUGCAACUGUGAUAGUGUCAUGGUUCAACAUGUUAACAAUGCCUUUAAGGAGAAUUUACAAAAAAUGAAGCCGAUGAGCGUUUGGGCGGAAUGGUUGGAAAGUAUUGUGGAUCAAGUACUGGCCAAGUAUCAUGACAAACCAUCCAAUAUGGUGUCUAAUGUUGGAAAACAGUUCUUGCUCAACUGGAGCUUCUACACCUCAAUGAUCAUUCGAGAGCUGACGCUGAGAUCUGCCACGUCUUUCGGAUCGUUCACUUUAAUUCGGCUACUUGCGGAUGACUAUAUGUAUCAUUUGAUAGCCACCAAGAUUGCAAGGGCCAGCAAUCAGCCACUAAUCACUGUCACCCGCCAAGACAAGGAUUGGCCGCUGGCCAAAGAGGCCAAAGAGUACAUCGUGCCACCUGCCGAUGAUCAUGACGAUGACUUGAAUGUUAAUUAG
Messenger RNA from Caenorhabditis briggsae, 2568 nucleotides. It is a transcript of the gene Cbr-daf-19, whose product is annotated as Protein CBR-DAF-19. The record is from RefSeq and is a predicted model, not a curated record. Bases 1 to 2568 code for a protein of 855 amino acids. The transcript has 14 exons. Gene Ontology annotation, molecular function: DNA-binding transcription factor activity, RNA polymerase II-specific; RNA polymerase II cis-regulatory region sequence-specific DNA binding. Lineage: Eukaryota; Metazoa; Nematoda; Chromadorea; Rhabditida; Rhabditidae. Gene Ontology annotation, biological process: regulation of transcription by RNA polymerase II.